CCCCCUACCCACCUCAGCACCACAGGUGAGGAGUGAAAAAAAAUCGAGAAAAUUCGACGGCGAACGGGACUGAUGCCAGCAACAGAGCACGGGGAUUCAAAAAAUCAGAAUACAGCAGAUGUUGGAAAUCUGAAUGACAACAUGAAUCCCUAACUACAAGAGGCAAAGAAAAAUACGAGUGUUGGGCUAUCAAUGGUCUACUAUCGGAACACUCCUGAAAUUGUUUCUUCAUUCAGUUUUCAGUGUUGACUGUGGUCCCUUGGACUGUUGUAUCUUCGGGGGAGGGGGGGGUGGUGCUGGUGGAAAAGUGAAAGGAAAAGAGGAUAUUGUAUUGCCCAAAAAUGUUUGGACAGAAAAGACACAGACUCUUGCAAAGCUGGUAAUCUUACUACCCAUGCUGAAAACAUGUGACGUUCUUCUAUCAGUUUGGAGCCUGAGAAAGAGAGAGACAGAUAAUCGUGCAGGCUUGCGAUCAUGAUGUUUCGGGAUCAAGUCGGCGUGUUAGCUGGGUGGUUUAAAGGGUGGAAUGAAUGUGAGCAGACAGUAGCCCUGUUAUCCCUGCUGAAGAGGGUCAGUCGGACCCAGGCUCGCUUUCUUCAGAUCUGCUUGGAGCAUUCGCUGGCCGACUGCACUGACAUCCACAUAUUAGAAGGUGAAGCCAAUGAUGCUGCUUUCAUCAGCCAAUGGCAUCAGGAUCCAAAGGAAAAGGUUGUUCUGCAGUUGCUUUCCCAUCUUCCUUUACUUCAGCCUGGGAAUGUGGAGGCAAAGUCAGAAUAUAUGAAACUGCUACAGAAGGUGCUGGCCUAUUCCAUCGAUAGCAACCUCUUCAUCGAAGAGAGUAGACAGCUGUUAUCCUAUGCACUAAUCCAUCCUGCCACGUCACUGGAUGACCGGAGUUCUCUGGCCUUAUGGCUAACCCACUUGGAGGAACGCAUGUCAACCAACUAUAGCUCGCAAAAUGUGAGCCCAGCAGACUCUUUGUACACAGGCGUGUACAACCAAAAUCAAAGGCAGAAUGUUGAAGACAAGCUAAAUGAAUGGCAAAGUCGAGCAGAUAGCAGCAUGUGCAUAACUGUCCCUGCUUGGCAGGAGAAGCCAAUGACCUGUGAGAAUGGACAUUUGCCUCUGCAUACAUCUGCAUCGGUGCCAUCUGCAAUGAACAACAUUGGAAGCAAUACAAGUACAGUUCUCCAAGGCCAAACCCAAACCAACCACAGCCCUCUGAAGCGCUCAGUUUCCCUCACACCACCGAUCAACAUGACAAACCAGUCUGCGGUCAGCGAAUGGAUGUCUCCAGAAGACCUGCGUACCAGAGCAGUCUACGCCCCAUCAGACCAUGCACCACUCUCCCCGCAGAGCAGCAUAGCCUCCUCUGGGAGUGGUGGCAGUGAGCAGACUGAGGAACAGGGGUCAAGUCGCAACACAUUUCAGGAGGAGGGGAGUGGCAUGAAAGACGUGCCCACUUGGUUAAAGAGUCUUCGAUUACACAAGUAUGCAUCUCUCUUCUCUCAGCUAACCUAUGAGGAGAUGAUGACUCUGACCGAACACCAGCUGGAAUCUCAGAAUGUCACAAAGGGAGCACGGCACAAAAUAGCCUUGAGCAUUCAGAAGCUACAUGAGCGACAGGGUGUGCUGAAAUCCUUAGAAAAGGACAUUCUUGAGGGAGGAAAUCUUCGAAAUGCCCUUCAAGAGCUGCAGCAAAUAAUUAUAACCCCAAUCAAGGCUUACACAACACCUCAAAUGACCCCCAAAGAAGGUCACGAGACAGGCACCAAUAGCUCCUCCAAUACUAUACCUGGACUGGGCACAGACAGCCGAACAACCAAAACUGCUGCUGAAAAGGAUUCUACAUCUGAUGGUUUUCAGUCCCAGAGUGUGCCAACAUGUGAUGGAGAAUCAGCAGCAGCUCCUGUAUCUGAAGGUGAUAUUCCUGGACAGUUCACCAGAGUCAUGGGGAAAGUUUGCACUCAGCUGCUGGUGUCCAGACCAGAUGAAGAAAAUAUAAGCUCUUACUUGCAGCUCCUCGAGAAGUGCCUGGCUCAUGAGGCUUUUACUGAAACACAGAAGAAAAGGCUAUUCUCAUGGAAGCAGCAAGUGUUUAAACUGCUGAGGUCUUUUCCUAGGAAGGCCUUGCUAGAAAUGCCAGGUGUUCGGCAGCGAAGCUGGGGUUUCAGUCAGUCAAGUUCACUCCCCACAGCCGGCUCUGUGGUUGGUGGACUAGGCAGGCGAGGCCAACGGCCGUUUCAGGUGCCUCCACGGGGUCUGUCUGCAAACCGGAUGGGUCUGAUUGGCACUUCAGCUGCUAGUCUGGGUGGUGUUUCUCCAAGGCAUACGCUUAAUCCAUUGACAAGUCAAGGCAGGCAGAACCUAUGGUUUGCAAACCCAGGUGGUAGUAAUAGCAUGCCCAGUCAGAGCCGCAGUUCUGUGCAACGGACGUACUCGCUACCUGUGCAUACCUCCCCACAGGCCAUCCUGAUGUUCCAGCAGCCAGAAUGCCAAGUGCCAGUGACAGAACCAGAGAUUAAUACCAGACUAGAAUCUCUGUGUCUCAGUAUGACCGAGCACGCGUUAGGAGAUGGAGUGGACAAGACAUCAACUAUUUAGUACGCUGUACUUAGCUUGUGAACACUUAAUGAGAGACUGACAUUACACAGCAGCUGCAGGAAAUGCCACUGAAGUUUUGAGGGUCACUACACCUUACAAAUGUAUAUCUUCGCUGAUCUUUAUUUAACCUUCGGGGAAAUAGACCGAUAUCCAAACUACUUCCGGUCCAUUUUCCAGUAUAUUUUUUGUUUUAAAGUUUUUUUCAGUACCCAACUGGUAAAAGGUUCUGAACCGGUACAAGUAAAUCAUAUAGCUCAAAUUUUAAUUUAAAUAAAACUGGGAAUUAAAAUGAAAUUAGUGAUUGACAGUGUAAGGUGGUGAGCAGUGCUCAUGACAGAAAGAGAGGAGACGGGAACUCUUGGUUGAUAUUACAAUGGUCUUAACAGAAACCUGUACGUGCUGUGCUGUCAUGCAGGUCUGGUACCCAGUAUGGACAGUACUAGGCAGUAGUACAGGUCUGGCUUUUGCAUCUGUCUAUCACUAAUUUAACCUAAAGCCUCUGGUCAACUGUCAGUAAUGCAUACAACUUAACUGUUAAAAGUUUUAGAAUAUGUAAAAGAGGUGUUCUGUUCUGAAACCCACAUUACUUUUAAAAACAAAAAUCAUUAUCCAAUUUGCCUUCAGUUAAGAUGCUGCAAAGAGGAUUAAUCACUGGUGAACAAAAUGAGGAAACAACUGACUUUUUUUAAUCUGGUGUUGCUAAUAUUCACCUGCAUAUUUGUGCAUGUAUUGACAGCAGAAAUAAAUCUGUGAACAGGCUACUGCCUUGCACAGUUUUGACUGAAUUCUCUCCCUCGACCCUUGUUCUCCAUAAUUGAUAAUGUUCAGUUUCAUAACUGUUGAUGCAUUGCAGGGGGCGUAUCACAAUGAAGCCACCCUACUCCCAACCUUUUUUUAAACUUAUCAGGGUUCUUGAAGGAGCCUCAAUGUGUCUCACUUAAUAGGCUGUGGGUAAUUUCUUCUUUUGUUUGUUUUGGAAUUUUAUGGAUACCAACUCAAUAUUUUGGGAAUUUGGAGCAGUGAGAUCUCACUGACUUCCAGAACACUGGCAACAGGCUGAAGAGUUUGAGGUGAUAGGAGGACUUCAAAGUGGCAUUUGGCUCUUCCAGUCAGAUUACUACUGUUGCUUGGAGUUAGAAAAACUUGAAAGAACUAAAAUACCUUAAACAAGUCUUGAUGAAGCAACACCUGUGAGCAAACAGACUGUCUAUCUGUCUAAACUACCCUGUCGGAGCUGGCAUUUCCAGAGCUUGACACACUUUAACUAAGGAACUGUUUUUGAUAUUGGAUCCUGACUGUUAAAAGACUAGGUUCUGAUUUUUCCCCAGUCCCUGAAAAAGAAACCGGAAAUUGGCCCUUCCUUCAACCCCCUCCACUAUAGUGUCCACCUUCAUCUCAGUAAUCUUGUGAACCCAGACUAAAAUAUAGCAAAAAAAAAAAUUUGGUCUGGUACCAGAAUAGCUGAGAAACUUACUGCAGAAAUUCUGGGGUUAAACCUGUAACACUCCAACUGCAGAAAACUCUGCUUGCAGUGUCUUAGGAUGGAAUUGAAAGUCUAUCCUGAUGCUUUAUAGUAAUCGUGUCUAACACGAAUUUUGCCAUAUUUGCUGGACUAUAUUUGCCAAUGGAUUGCAGGGAGGGGCAGGGGAGAAGAUUGCAUGAAACUAGCUUUGCUGGUGCACUCUAGAUUUUUUUUGAUUAAUAAAUGCAGCAGACAUUGAUCUUUACCUGCUGCUUUAAACACCAAAUAAAUUUGCAAGACCAGGCAUUCUCAGUAAGACUAUGUACUGAGAAUUCAGUUGUUGUUUGUUCCUGCUGUGUAAAUACAGAAAUCUUUUAUAGCCAAAUAGUGGGAUACUGAUAUUUCACUAUUUUAAACGUGUUUGCAUUUCAUGUCACUCAUUUGUCAGUGAGGAAUAUAUAAACUUAAAUAUGUAGGUAAAUUGUUGUUUGUGCAAUCUCCUGCAACCCCGCCCAGUUGGAGAGUUGUGUUUGCAGGUGGAAAGGAACCAGUCUCUAUCCUCAUUUGUCCAAAUGCAACAUUGACAACUAAAAAAAAUCCUUGUUUUCUACAUUUUUGUAAUGUUGGUGCUUUCAGAACAUAAUAUUUCUUUCUGUAAUGAUGCAAGAAAGGUAACCUUAUUUUUUUGAAAAACUUAACAGAAGCGAGAAGUUAGGGAGAUGUGUAACUCUCCCUGAUCGCUUACAGUUGCAUUUAAAGAGUUCAUAGGUCAUAAUUUUCUAGCAUGAGGCACAGAAUGGGGGGAGGGAACGUGUAUGUUCAAAGAAGGAAGGUUUCAUGUAUAUAGUAAAUGUAUGUAUGGAAAAGUGAGAUUAAUUCUCGAAAGGGUAUCAGUUAUAUAAGGGCCUGUUUAUAUGAAUCACAUUUUGUUUUUGGAGUCUUGUGGCUUCAGCAAAGAAGUUUUGUGUUUACAUUUUAGGAGGGGGGCAUGCACAACACAGGCAUGACUUUAAAUGACUUUGGAUAUCAUAAUGGUCCUGUCGCACUGAUCAAUGUACAUAUUCUCAACUUGCCUCAGGGCUGUUCUAGCUGCCGUCGUCUUGAAGAGGCGAGUACAGGGGUAGGAAGACCAAUGCCCGCUCCCAGAGCAGACUCUAAAAGAACAAAGAAUUUGAUUGCUCCAUGCAAGGAAUCACCUGUACUCGUAAACUCACUUUUUUUGUUUGCAAAAUCACAAUUGCUUUGUCCAUUUCUCAGUACAGUUGCUGAGUGGCUGCCAUAAUUAAAACAAGAGUAUGGGGCAGCUGGUCAUCCUGUCCAUGAAAAGAAUGGACUUGAACCUUUCCUAUUCACCUGAUUUCCUGUUCAGAUACAAUAAAAACCAAAUUCUAGUAAUAUAAUAAAAGAUAUAGUGGCAAGUACCUACUUUUCCAUGAGAUCCAAAUGGACUUGUAAUUUGUACAACGUUAUUUUGCACAGCAUUAGAAAUCCCUUUUGAGAUUUGUGCCUUUUGAUUUUUGCAAUUUCUGCAAUUUACUUUUACAACUCCUACCCGACAGCUGCGGGAAAGGUUUUUAAAAAUUAUACAACUAAAGCCAUGGGUACGUUAUAAAACUUGGGUGCCUUGUUUGCCAAAUGAUCUGGCUGAUUGGCCUGACUGUAAAGAUGCUGCUCGUAUUCAAAUCUGUGUGUGAUUUAUCCAGACUCUGAAGGGAAGUUAAAAUGAGGGUGGUCAUUUAUUUCCAUUCCAAAAUACACCAGAUACAGUUCCUGCUACAGAAUGCAAGGGUUAAUAUUCCCAACUCCUUUAUCUUUCCAUUUUUUUGGCUUAAUACAACAACCUAUCUGUUGCAGUUUAUAUUUUUAUAAUUCAUAAAAUGAGAUCCCUAGAUGUGUUUUGCAUCACUUAAGUUUGAACUUUGCUACGCUGCUACAGAGUGUGGCUCGGCUCAGCACUGCACUUAGCUCAAUGUGCUGACCGUUUCUGUUGCUGGGCUGUGGAGAUUCUGGCUUUGUUUUUGCUUGCAAUGUUUCCCUGACCCUUUCCAGAGGCUACAGUUUGAUAUACCAUCUCCAAAAACAGUUUAUGGCUGCAGCCAAGCGCUGAAAUUAGCAGCUUUUUAUAUUACUUAGUGUCAUGGAUGCCAGAUUGCCUGAGGAAAACCAGGACUUGUUACCAUUGCACUUUAUUUUUUAAGAAACAAGGACGAUCUGAUCAUUUUAUGUUGGGCUUAAAUAUUCAACUUCCAUCAUUCUUUACAAAGUUGGGUGCCAAGUGUGGUGAUGCAAGACCAGUAUGGAGUCCCCAAAGUGUGAUUAUUUUCCAAACUGCAUGUAAAGCUAAUAAAUAAAUUGUUAUUCAGUUCAUGUAGAA
Stegostoma tigrinum is the source of this 6440-nucleotide messenger RNA. RefSeq names its product protein Smaug homolog 1-like. Gene Ontology annotation, molecular function: mRNA binding; protein binding; translation repressor activity. The record is from RefSeq and is a predicted model, not a curated record. The transcript is spliced from 14 exons. NCBI's taxonomy places the organism in Eukaryota, Metazoa, Chordata, Chondrichthyes, Orectolobiformes, Stegostomatidae. Gene Ontology annotation, cellular component: P-body. Gene Ontology annotation, biological process: nuclear-transcribed mRNA poly(A) tail shortening; regulation of mRNA stability; negative regulation of translation. Bases 475 to 2604 code for a protein of 709 amino acids.